UUUAGCACUAGUUGGUAUUGCUCGAACGUUCGUUAAAAACCGUUGAAAGUAUCAAAUAAAACCAGUGUAACUAAUAACAAUUAAAAGUGAAUUGUGCAGUGCAAAGUGCAUAUUAACGCCAGCAAAAUGUAUUUUUUGGCAGUGCUUGCGUUUAUUGGAAAUGCCAAAGAUAUCAACGCGGUGAGCUCCAGCCUCAUACAAGGCGGACAUUGCCGAGAUUACAAUGGCAAACUCUAUGAAACUGGCAUGCAUUAUAUGCCAGGACCGGACUCGUGUCGUCUGUGCAUCUGCGACAGCGGAUUGCCCAAGCAAUGCAAGAUGGUGCUCUGCGAGGCGUUCAGCAAAUGCAAAUCCUUUCAGACCGUUGGCAGUGGCAACAAUUGUUGCGAGGUCAUCUGCCUGGACGAUCAGUUUAGCGAUGGCAGCACCGAUUUUGGCAUUUGACUGGUGGCCAGUGGCAUCACGGCCACACUAUCGCUAUCCUUGCUCUUCUUCCUGGUCAAUCGACUGCGACAACGGAAAAUGCGGGCACGUGAAAAUCGCCAGAAUGCCGAAGAUCAGCGCAGCAUUGUGGGAAGCAUUGGCUACAUUGCAGGCAACAUGGGCUAUAUGGAGGGCAACUUGAGUGCCAUGGAUUAUUCUUAUGGCGGCGCCACUACUCAUUAUCCGCUUUGGAAGCCACCCAGUGGCUAUUUUCCGCGAGGCGAGGCACCACCGCCCUAUGAGGAAGCCGUAGCCAUAUCCCAGGCCGAGGCCUUGAGUGCCCAAUGCACUGUGACUUUGCCGAAUCAUUCCCAGCGUCAAACGGUGGCUAGCGUCAGUCAGCAGCAGCAGCAGGUUCAACAGCAAAUGCAGCAGCAGCAUCUACAGCAACAUACACUGCAAUUGCAUACACAACCGCAGCAACAUGCGCAUCCACACUCGGCGUAUACGCAACAAUUGGUACCCGUAACUGCAGCUCACCCAUCGCACGCCUCGCACGCUCAUCAAUUGAAUGCUGCUGCAGCUGCGGCUGCUGCUGCUGCCGCCGCACAGUCCAAUCAGUACACUCAGAGUACGACAAAUUUAAUCAACAUCAAUAUCAAUAGCGGCGGCGUAACCACAAUUGCCACUGGGGAAAAUCAUCAGCCGCCCUACAGUCUACAGAGUGAGCAGCAGCAGCAGCAGCAGUUAACAAUGGAGCAACAUCAACAACAGCAACAACAACAACAACUUCAGCAACAACAGCAGCAGCAACAGCAACAACAAUUGCAGACUGCGGUUCCCAGCAAUUCGAUUUGUGUGCAAACAUUGCCAACACCAAAGCCAAAUGUCAGCAGCGAGUGCAGCUACAAAAACUGUCACUUGAACAUCAGUGCCAGUGUCACAACUGCAGCAGCUGCCGCAAGCAGUGUUUCAAACUCGCUGGCCUAUGCAGCAGCAAGACGCACGCCACGCGGCUCGCAGGAGUUGCUGCAACAGCAACCACAACAGCAACAAUAUCUAACUGUUGCCGAUGUCGAGAUUAAUGCGAGUGCCAGUGCAGCUAGCUAUCAUUCACUACCCGCCUCGGCUGAGCUGUUGGCAACGCCUACUCAUCACAUUACACAACAGCAGCAGCAGCAACAUCAACAACAGCAGCAACAGUUGCUGGCAGCCGCGUUAUCCACGCCCGCGAUAGACAUGUUGCCACCAUUGGAGAUAGCCACCAUAGCAGCAGCAGCGCCAGCGUGCAGCACAGCGGAUUCAGUUACACAAACACUGCCAAUGCCACUGCAUGCUGCUCUGAAGUCACAGCAACAACAGCAGCAGCAGCAACAUGGCAGCAAAACGCCAUCAAGUUCGCGUCGCUAUCAUCGCACCAUUCCACGCUACUUUGCCGUCGCCGAUCCACUGCAAGUGGUGAGUGUGAAGCCCAAGCCCAGCUCCAGCGCCAGCAGCAGCAGUGAAGCGGCGUCCAGUAGCAAGAUCAGUAAGAAGCCCAUGUGCCAGUGUCCCAUACAGCAUGUGCCCAUGUCCUACAUGGGCAGUAAUGCCAAUGCCAAUGCAAAUGCCUUCCUCAGCGGCGCGGGCAAACUGUUUGCCGGCAGCAAUGCUUGCGCGUUGUCACCCAGUGCUGGAGCACGUCAUGCCGCCACUUUGGCCUAUGGUCAACGUGCCAAAUCUGCCAGUAAUCUGCAGCAGCAACAACAUGGGCAAGAGUUGCUUAGUUCUGGCAGUAGUAGCUCGAGGAACCCUUGCAGUCAUGAGCCUAAAAUAGCGACAAUCUCAAAACAGGUGGGCGAUGAGUUGCAGCCACAUCCAUCGCAUGCUGCGGGCAGUGUUUCCUCUAUAAUACCGCCGCCACCAUUGCAGCAUCACGACGAUGUCAGUGCGCCACCCAUUGUACUGGGUCGUGUCCAGAAACGUUCAUCAUCGAGCAGCUCUAGCAAUGCCGUUGAUCGCGUACGCAGCUCCAGCAGCAGCGCGGGACGCAGUGCAUCGAGCAGCGCCAACGGUGCUGCUGCUGCUCAAACUGGUGUCGAUGCGCUAUCCAGCGUCUAUUUGAAUCGAAAGGUUGAUGCUUACUUGAGCUUGACACAGAAACAACAGCAACAUUUCUAUAACCAACAACAAGAGUCGCAUGCGCAACAAGCAAACGAUCAAAGCAAUCCAACAUUACCACCGAAACUCUACAAAAGCCUAACGAAUUUAAAAAACAGCAACAACUACAGCGCCAGCAGCUGCAACUGCCACAGCAACAGCUACAAGUGGAGCAGCAGUAACAACAACAACAGCGCUGUCGCCACAAUUUAUACACUGAGCAAGUCGACAAAUAGCAGCGUGCAUCAUCAACAGCGAAAGGAACAAACGCCCACAUUAACACUGCCUCCAGCUAGUCCUUCGGCCAGCUGCAGCGAGAAGUCGAGCGGUAAAAUCAAUUCGAGCACCUUCUAUCCGUUGGCCAACAAUCAUGUUACCUACACGCUGCCCAAGCACAUUAGCGGCAAGAUAUCGCUGAAUAGCACCAUCAAUAGCGUGGUCAGCAAGGUGCCUUCGGUGAUUAGCAUUCCGCCGCUGGAGAACAACAAUGAAAAGGUAUCGGCAAUUAGCAAGAGCACAACACUGCCAAAGAUAUUGCGCGUGAAGCGUGACAGCGAUAAAACAAACAUAACCCCAUCAUCAACAUCAACAACGACAACUGCAAGUGCAACUGCCGCAUCGAGCAGUAGCAUGGCCAUUGCACAUUGUCAGAUGCCUAGCUAUCCAAGGCUCCAGAGCGGACGCGGUGGCACUCCAAGCAAGCAGCUGCCGGUGUGUACCACAUCGAAGAACUGUUUGAAUCCAAAUGAGCAUUUCUUGCCCAACGACACCAGCUUGGAUGAUGAUUAUCUCAGCGAAUGUGAGAAUUGCAAAAUUGCGCAGAGUGCCAAAUACUAUCUGGAUGCUGAGCUAAGUGGCAGUGGCGCCACAACAUCAACGCCGCAGGAGACAAUGACGCUGCAACGUAAAUCUCUGGAGGAGACCAAAGAAGAGCCGCAUGACAGCUAUUAUCGCAGUUCGCACACAUUGCCCAGCAAUGCCAAAAAGCAUGGAGUCAGCAAAAACAAUAAUCGAGAGGCGUGGCAGUUUUCAACGAUACCAGCCGCUAGUUCAUCGGAUGAGGAUGUCAACGAAUGAGAUUUAAGCCAUUUUCUUUAAGAUGCCAAACACCAAUACCCAAAACGCCAAAUUGUGCAUCCUAAAGAAAACGUAGGCUUCGAUUUAAUGACAACAAAUUAAAAUACAAAAAAGGCAAAACAAAUGUAUUCAUCACAACAAACGAGUUACGUUUUGAAAUCAAGUAAAUAAACAAAAUACGGGAAUAUUUCGUGUAUUGUAAAAAUGUUAAGAAUUGCUCCAAUGAAUAUAUGUGUUAGAAUAUAUAGUAUUUAUGUAGAUAUUAGAUAUGAUUAACAUUGGCAUUGGCAUGUAUAAAUUGCUUAUUUCUCCACAUGUAUAUGUAUAUUUGUAUCUUUGUAAGUGAAAUUGUUGCAAAACGAAAAAAGAAAAAAUACUCAAAUUGUUAAAGAUUAUUGUAUGUUUAAUGUAAAGAAGAAAACCUUUAAAUAACAAACUCGAUCCCCCCGGGGAUGAUAGGAAUUAAAAUUUGCAUUAUUGUAGUUGGAUAUUGUCGUUCCACUUGAGGAGUAUUAGUAUGUAUAUAAUUGUAGAUUAACCAAUUCAAAUCAAGUAUUAGAAGUAAAUAAAAAACUCCAAUUUUGCCAAUGUUGCUAUGUAUUAUCAAUAAAUUACAAACAUACGUGCAAGUAGAGCAGAAAGUAUCCCAUUUCUUGUAGGUUAACUACGGAUUCAUUACCAGUUCAUUCCAUACAUACAGAUUGCACAAUGAAAGAUAGAUAAUUAUUAUACACAGUGUUUAAAUGUAAAUGUGAAAUUCUACAACUAGAUUAGUUACAUCAACCAAAGAUUCAGUGUUUGUGUAUUAUAAGGCAUACACAAAGACAACCAACAGCACUUUAAGGUGUUCAAUGUAUUGUACUUUAUGUACAUAAGCAGUAUUGGUAGAUAUUAGUAGAUUGAUUACUUGUUAUAUGAAUGUAAUAUACAAAAAUGUAUGUAUGAAUCAUAAAAUUCUUCUAAUUGUGUUUUAUGAUAUUCAACCUCAUUCCAUUUAAUUUAUUAGAAGACAUCUAUUGAUAAUACCACACAGACUUAUGACAAAUAUUCAAAAUUGUUGUACACAUAUAUGGACGAAUCGAAUCUUUCUUUAGAGCAAGUCCAGCAUUUUUAUCUUGUAAGCAACGCAUACAUAUUGAAAUGUAACCACAAACUAGUUACAAUGAAAAUGUACUUAAUUAAAUAAGUAGAUAUUGUAUUGUAUACAAAUAUGUAAUUCGAAUCGAGAAAGCGACUCUCCAAACAGCAGCUUCAUUGUUGGACUGUCCAAUUGCUGCUGACGCAAAAGUUGCUUUCCUUAAUUAAGCGAUUGUAUUUGCAAACCUAUUUGCAUUGCAAACUAAUGCUAUAUUCAGACUGUGGAGUUUUGAGUUCUGAAAUUCACACAUAGGAAAGCCAAAAGAUAAGAAAAUGCAACGCAAACCGCUAAUUAACAGCUAUAUAAAAUCAUUUCAGAUUAUUGCUCAUUUUAAUUGAAAUUUUUUUUGUAAUCGAGCUUAUUAUCUGACACUAUGUGGAAUGCACAAUCGGGAUUGAGCGAAAAGUUCCUUAGUUUCCUACUAUAUUUCAUAUACUCGUUAUCUGUGCAUUCCGUUGAAUCCUGCUCAAAACUUAAUUGUGUUCAAAAAUCGCUCAAAUAUAUAGGAUAUAUAAAUGAAUUUCAAUUUCAAUUUUUUUAAAGUGUGUUCAACGAAACUACAAAAAAUAUUUCUCUGUUUACUCAACGGAUGGAAUGAAAAUCAAUCUUAACUCUGACCGAAAAAGAUGGCCGGAGAGUAUGACAUGAUGAAAAGAAUUAAAUGUAAUAUUACUCAAACUCAAUAGUAUUAAAUUAAAGUUUCCAGCAAUUAAAAAAACAUAAACACAACGUAUGUAUGUGAAUCGCGACUAAGUACGAAUUUUUAUUAAUUAAGCUAAUUAAAAUUGAAUUAAUUUCAGUAAAAACAAUACCAAAGCUAAAGCAAAAUAUACAUAAACAGUAGUUUAAAAUAAAAUUAGUGUGCACUAGGAAAUAAAUCAAAUCGAUACAAAAAUUAAAAAAAAUAAAUGAGAAAAAAUACUAAAAAAAAGAAAUGUUUCAAAAUAUGUAAUUUAAAAUAAAAAGUAAUAAACGAUAAUGAUGAUGUCAUGUUUCAAAAACGAUAAUGUGAAAUUUGUAAUAAUAAUGCUUAAACAAAUAAAAAGGUCUAUAAUGAAAACGUUGACUAAUUGAUUGUUGAUAAUCACUUCCCCCAACAACGUAUAUCUUUUACUUUCAUUAUCCUUUGUCCAACCCAAAGAUAAAAACAUUUAUUGUUAGUUUAAUUAUAAAAAUGCAUACCAUUUUAUACGUUUGUUUGUUUGUUUUUGUAUUUAAAUCAUAAAAACAAUUUUACGAUGUAUCAGAGUUGUUUUGUUUUUGUUUCGUUUUAUAUAAUAUGUAUGGUAUAACCUAUUAGUUUCUCAUAUGCUUGGAUUUGCUAUUUAUACAUAACAUUUCCCCAGCAUAAAUCAUUUAUAUACAUACAAAAAUUAAAUAAUUUAAGGUAUGUAUGCAUAAAUUUUCAAUAGUUUUGUUUCUGUUUCUUAAUUGUUUGUUUGCUUUUGCUAUCAACGGACGUGAAGGAGGACGACGACGCA
Messenger RNA from Drosophila sulfurigaster albostrigata, 6258 nucleotides. RefSeq names its product box A-binding factor. Gene Ontology annotation, cellular component: membrane. The record is from RefSeq and is a predicted model, not a curated record. NCBI's taxonomy places the organism in Eukaryota, Metazoa, Arthropoda, Insecta, Diptera, Drosophilidae. Gene Ontology annotation, molecular function: protein binding.